Emiliania huxleyi CCMP1516 is the source of this 438-nucleotide messenger RNA. RefSeq lists its product as hypothetical. The transcript is spliced from 3 exons. NCBI's taxonomy places the organism in Eukaryota, Haptophyta, Isochrysidales, Noelaerhabdaceae. The record is from RefSeq and is a predicted model, not a curated record. The annotation marks the transcript as partial.
UCGAAUGCGAGCCAGUUCGCUCGCGACGCCGACGCCGACGCCGCCGCCGGAACGACCGCGGCGGCCGGUCGAGCGGCCGCCCCGGCCAGCGGCCGUAUCGAGCCUGCCCGUCGCGAAGGCGAUCGACUCCUGACACCCAUCGAGCGGAUGGGCGCGUUCCCGCCGCGACCCGGUACUCUCGAACGACUUUUGAGGGCAAAAGGCGCCUGUUUUCGGCCUCUGAAGAGCAACCGUCGAGGCGUCGAUGCUCGCCUCCACGACCGCGCCAGACCUCCGCGAUUGGGGCGCCUUGUCGACGGGAUCAAUUGUUAUUCCGAACACAUUUUUCUGGCAUUUUACUCGCACGUCGGCGACUCUUAGUCGCUUCUCCGUGCUACGAGGCCUCUGUUUUGUGUCCGCGAGGACUAGAUCGAAACUAACAUUUCGGCACAUUUCAGU